GUGGCUUGACUGUAGAGUAGUUUAACUCUAUUCUACUUUAUACACAGAAAUGAUUAGAUAAAGAGUUUUAGAACAAAGUAUACUUAAUUAUACGACUUUAUUCACAUUCCAAAGUUUACACAAGUCAUUACAUCAGUUUAUUUAAAGUAAAUAAGUCAUUUUUCCUGGCCGAUAAGAAUCAUGGACAAAACACUGCAGCAUCCGGAAGGACAUGAAGCUUGGGCUAUGGACCAGGUCACUUUCCGCAGUGACACAGUGCUCUCUGACGUGCACUUACUGAUCCCCAACACUCGGCAUCUCAUGACUCGGCUCAACAGCGCCGGACAACCAGUGUUUUUAUCAAGGUUCAGGAUUCUGCGGGAGGAGGAGCAGAAGGAGGCGUGUUCUCUGUCAGAGGCGGAGUCUCACUCUGGUCUGGACAAAGAUGGAGACCUGGACGUAGCCAGGAAGCCAGCGGAGACGGUGCAGGACCGCCAAACCGCUCACCCCGUCAUCCUGAGCCAGUCUGGAGGAGCGAUUAGUGACGAGGAGGAGGAGGAGGAAGACGAUGUCGUGGAUGUCAUAAAGAUUGAGCACACGAUGGCCACGCCCCUGGAGGAUGUCGGAAAGCAGAUCUGGCGAGGAGCUUUACUGCUCUCGGACUUCAUCCUGUCCAGUCCGGCUGUGUUCAGAGGAGCCACCGUGCUCGAGCUGGGAGCAGGAACCGGAUUGGCCAGCAUCGUCGCGGCCAGUGUGGCGAAAACGGUCUACUGCACAGAUGUUGGUGAAGAUCUCCUCAGCAUGUGUCAGAGAAAUGUGCGCUUGAAUCAGCGUUAUACUGCAGCAUCAGACGAGCGUGGAGUGAAAGUGCGGCUGCUGGACUGGUCGGCAGACGAUUUCCUCACAGAUGCAGAUUCAGAAUUCGGCUGGAGCGAGGACGAGAUCUCGGACCUCCACGAUAACACCACGGUCAUCAUCGCAGCGGACGUGUGUUAUGACGACGAGCUGACCGACGCUCUGUUUCGUACUCUGUAUCGCAUUUCCAGUAAUCUGCGUCACUCCAGCACCGCCUUCAUCAGCAUCGAGAAACGGCUGAACUUCACGCUGCGCCACAUGGACGUGUCCUGCCAGGCCUACGAUCGUUUCUGCCGCUGUCUGGAGCAGAUGAUGCAGCUGAGAGAGAAGGACACCAGGUUCAUGGUGUCACCCGUGUCUUGCUCCUUCCCCCAGUUCUUCCAGUAUGAACGAGUCGGCCAACUGGAGCUGUGGAAAGUGUCUGCUUCUCCCUUUCAGACCAUCUCCAGCUCAACAUCGCCACAACAUCCUGCUGAAAACCAUGCAGCAUUGAAAACUGAUCCAGGAUCACGAGCCGAGAGUUGAUCCUCAGCUUUAUGCAGAUUACAAGUGUGUAAAAAACUCGGCGAGAUAAACGAAUCCCUGAUGUGAACGCUAUUUAACGUCAUUAAUUUAACACAGCUUUUAUUGUAUAGGAUAAAGGAGGUGAAGUAAGAAUAAUAUUUUAGUUUCUUUUGGGUUUUUUUGUUGUUGUAUCUACAUUGCUCCUACUACAGAUUUUAAAUUAUUAUCAUUUAAAAGUUAUCAUGUGUUGUAUGUUUUUACUGAGAUAACGAAUGAGUGAUGCAAUGAAUUGACUUUUAUCUGGCUCACGGUGUUUUACAAAUAAAGUGAGAGACAAUUAAAAAUAAUAAUAAGUGAAGGUAAAAUACAAAAAUAAUAAAUAUUAGGCUGAAGGAGAGUUUCAAUUUGAAGAAAUUUAGUAGAUAUAAUAUUAAGGAAAAGGAUGUCAAAUGUGUUGCUCUUCCGAGGAUGAACACUAGAGGGCGCGCUAGUUCAAGAUUACAUUGAACAGCGAUGGGAAUUUCGGCGCAGUUCGGUGAGUCAGAUUAUUCGGCUCGUGUCAUCAGUAAGAGUCGAUUCUUUAGACUCCUAAAUGACUCAAUAUUGUUCUAACUUAUAAUCGAAUAAUCUUUAUAUUAAAUCACGGCAAAUAUGCCUUGAUCAAA
Messenger RNA from Hemibagrus wyckioides, 2003 nucleotides. RefSeq names its product methyltransferase 22, Kin17 lysine (gene mettl22). Lineage: Eukaryota; Metazoa; Chordata; Actinopteri; Siluriformes; Bagridae. The record is from RefSeq and is a predicted model, not a curated record. The transcript has 11 exons. Gene Ontology annotation, biological process: protein methylation. Gene Ontology annotation, molecular function: protein methyltransferase activity. Gene Ontology annotation, cellular component: nucleus. The coding region runs from base 181 to 1359 and encodes 392 amino acids.